Molecule: messenger RNA, 1480 nt
Organism: Crotalus tigris (Tiger rattlesnake)
Lineage: Eukaryota; Metazoa; Chordata; Lepidosauria; Squamata; Viperidae
Gene: PABPN1L
Product: PABPN1 like, cytoplasmic
Exons: 8
Coding region: 708-1331 (207 amino acids)
Molecular function (GO): RNA binding
Source: RefSeq, a predicted model, not a curated record
CAGGAACACCCCAGCUGUGCCUCAUUCAACCAACCUUUCAUAGAAUUUUGGCCAGAUGUGGACCCAGCCUUUGAGUCUGACCUUUGCUCCCUUAAUUCAGGAGUGGCUUCACUGACCCACAGCAGCUCUCUUCCCCCACUCCUUCCAAAGGACACCUGCCCUUCUGCUCAGUUUGCACAAACUCACAUGGACAAGUGGGGCAUGAAUCAAAGCAAUGAAUUGAUAUGAAUAACAGCCCUUGUGUUCAGGUGAAGAUGGAGGGUGUUUGUUUGCUCUUCCUCUCCUGCUAGCUUAGCGCUCCCCCAGUGGGUGAAAUGCUGCACCUGAUUGGCUGUUAAAGAGAUCAAAUGGAACUCCAGCGGUCCUGCCUCAGCUGUUGCUUCCUCCAAAUUUGCCUGGCUAGGUGGGGAAAACAGGCAAGGGUUUGCUGCCAAAAAGCCAGACCCUGAGGUGGACAUGAGAUGAGGGGGACUGAGGGAAGAAGCCCAAGAAAGGAGCAUGGAUGGGGAGGAAGAACACUACUCUCUCGAGGCUAGGGAAAGAGGACAAUCCACCAUGAGGCCUCCUAGGCGUACCUAACCUUGGUGAUGUGACUUUCCCCAAGCCAUCCCUUCCUUGAUUCUGGAUCCUGGUGGUGUGAUCCUCCUGCUUCGGACACCGACCAUUGUCCCUGGGAUGCAACUGAAAUUUCUGCUUGGCAGAAAAACAUGGAAGAUGAUUCAGCCUUGGCUCCUGUGGAAGGGGCCAACCAAGAGGUUCUGCAAGCAGAAGACCCAGAACUGGAGGCCAUCAAAGCCAAAGUCCGUGCAAUGGAGAAAGACGACGAAUGGCUGCAGGAGUUACAGAAUGAAGCCAAGUCUCUCCUUGUGAGUUCAGACCCAGGUCUCCUGUUAUCUAGAAUAAACGAGAAGAAAGUGGAGGCUGACCAGCGCUCGAUCUAUGUGGGAAACGUAGAUUAUGGAGGGACUGCUGAAGAACUGGAGUCCUACUUCAAUGGCUGUGGACAGAUCAACCGAGUGACUAUCCUUUGCGACAAGUUCUCAGGCCAUCCGAAAGGGUAUGCCUACAUAGAAUUUGCUGACCAGAGUUCCCUCAAAGCAGCCAUGGAACUGGACGAAGGGACAUUCAGAGGCCGUAUCAUCAAGGUGCUGCCCAAAAGAACCAACUUUCCAGGGAUCAGCUCCACAGACCGGGGUGGUUCCAGGGGGCGCUUUCGAGGGCGGGGAGCCCCACCUCGCCAUGCCAGCUUCUGUGGGGGGCAGCGUUCAAGGCCCCGUGGCAGAAUAGUCAGGGGCCGUGGGAGGAUACCUGCUUGGUACACGCCUUACUAGCUGGCAAAGGAGACAACUCGAGCGACAGGCCAGGAGGAAUUCAGAAGGGGAGAAAGGAGGAAAAGCAAAGCCUAUCUGUAUCUGUUGUUACUUGUCAGCCCAUUUGUCCCGUUUGCCCGGAAAGCAACCAUCCUCCUCCUUCCUGUAAA